AUAAACUUCGCAUUUUUUUUUUUUUAUCUUCGGAAAUCGGAAUUCAACCAUUUUAAUUAAUUUCGGUUAAAAGCCACGAAAUUCUUUUGAGGUUCUAAGGGAAAAUAAAUGCCUUCAACGACUUUAUCAACCUCUUCCUCUUCAUCAAAUAUACAAGACGAUGAUGAUCUUCAAAACAUGCAUCACCAUUUUCGUAGCAAGACAGUAUGCAAAUUAAAUUGUGCACACUGUGAUAAUAGUGUGUGUGCGAGAGGAAUGAAGGCAAUGCUAUUAGCUGACACAAGAAUUGAACUUUAUUCAACUGAUGUACCGCCAUUUUCAGUACAAUUGGUCGGUGAAGAUUAUAUGACACAAAAUUGUCAAUGUAAAAUUCGAGAUGUGGCAUGUCUCACAUGUGGAAAUGUUCUAGGUUAUCAUAUCACUCAACCAUGUCAGCAGUGCAUGGAGGCCUGUAACAAUGGUCAUCUUUGGAUGUUUCACACUGAGGCUGUUACAAGUGAAGAGAGACUUGAUCCUGAAGGAAAAAAAAUUCUUUUAUGGGCACAUUUACCUCGAGCUGAAAAAGACACCGAGGCAGUUAAUUCCGAAGAUGAAUAUGAACAAUGUUGCCGAUAAAUGGGUUCUUUGAAACUUAUUUUCCCAAACCUUAAAAGAAUAAUCAUUAAUUUGAAUGAAGAAAUCAGUUGAAUAAGGUCAAUAUACGAUUCUUGUAGUUUAAUUUUCUUUAUUGGUUCUUAAAUAUUGUAUUUUUUUGUAAUUCUCAAAUUUAGAUUUUUUUUUAAUUGUUAUUAUGCGGUUUUAUUAGUUUUUAAGAUGGAAAAGACAGAUGAUGUUACUGAAAAGCGCAUAUUUUUUUUUUUUUUUUUUUUUUUUUUUUUUUUUUUUUUUU
This is a messenger RNA of Rhizophagus irregularis DAOM 181602=DAOM 197198, 889 nucleotides long. Lineage: Eukaryota; Fungi; Glomeromycota; Glomeromycetes; Glomerales; Glomeraceae. The record is from RefSeq and is a predicted model, not a curated record.